ACCACGCAUCCUCAGUCGCUUCCACAACCAACGCCUCUUUACAUUCGCUUUAUAACCCAAGGCUAUUCAUUAAUACCAACAACAAACAUGCGUUUCAUCACUCUCGCUGCCCUCUUCGGUGCUGCUGCCAUGGCACAACCCGCGCGGGAGGACCCCACUGAGAAGCUCUUCAUCAGCAACUACGCCAUCUCCACAACCCCCAACGCCUUCCCCACCAUGUCCUUCCGCAUAAGCGCGAAGAACGCCACACAUCUGGUGUGCGCAACCGGCAAAUACCAGUACCAGGAUCUGAUGAUGAACUCGUUUGAAUGCCCCUUCCCCGAUGGCAGCAGCAAGUACCGCUUCAACGUCGCAAGGUCCAACACCGAGCGCAGCGGUUAUAAAUUCAGCUUGGCCCACGAACUCGCACCAGGUUUCGGUGUUUCGGCUAUUAAUGUUACGAUUCCUACCGUCUGCGCGGCUGCUAGGCCGGGGUACGUCACAUGCGUUCAGAAUGGACCUUAUGUCGGCAAGAUGACAACGUUGGGUUAGGGAGCUGUUCGUCUUGUACAUAACCUGGAUAGUCUUCAAGAUCAGAUAGUUCUAAUUAUAAUAUAUAAUUCAGCCUUGAGAAAAC
This is a messenger RNA of Pyrenophora tritici-repentis Pt-1C-BFP, 616 nucleotides long. RefSeq names its product Tymo-45kd-70kd domain containing protein. Lineage: Eukaryota; Fungi; Ascomycota; Dothideomycetes; Pleosporales; Pleosporaceae. The record is from RefSeq and is a predicted model, not a curated record.